Molecule: messenger RNA, 2326 nt
Organism: Trachymyrmex cornetzi
Lineage: Eukaryota; Metazoa; Arthropoda; Insecta; Hymenoptera; Formicidae
Gene: BHD
Product: folliculin
Exons: 12
Coding region: 191-2266 (691 amino acids)
Biological process (GO): glycerol metabolic process; positive regulation of TORC1 signaling; negative regulation of transcription by RNA polymerase II
Cellular component (GO): cytosol
Molecular function (GO): glycerone kinase activity; GTPase activator activity
Source: RefSeq, a predicted model, not a curated record
UCGCAGAGCUCAGUAUUGCUGAGUAUUUCAAUUCAAUAAAAAAAUCUCUUCUAUAGAGUACUAGAGUAGUUAGUCAGAUGCAGUUGUGUGCAGUUGUGUGUGUGUGUCUACGUGAACGCACGUGUCAACAUCGGUACAGUGUAAUUUAGAAAUAUUGAAAUAAAACUGCAAUUAUUACGUUUCGCGCAUUAUGAUGAAGGAUGACGAAAUGCCACAUAAAGUGGAAGAGCAAAAUUCCCAGAUGGCAUGUAAAGACAAUGUAUCCAAUAUAGGACCAAUAAUGCAACCUCAGAAUAGUUCAGCGUUUCUUAUAGUUUUAACAUUUGCCUGCCAAGCUUUAAUAGGAUGUGCAAAACAACUUGAUAUAAUGGAUGGAGAAUGUGGUGAUGGAAAUUAUGGAACCUUACUUGCGCAAAGUACCAGUGCCAUAAAAUUGGCAAUCAAGGAAGGGAGAAUUUUAGCAACGAGACCUUUUGUAACAUUUAUACAAAUAAGCCAUAUUAUUGAAAAAGAAAUGGGUAGCUUAGGAGGUGGAAUAUACUCGUUAUUUUUUGAUACGGCUGCUAAAAGUUUUCUUAAGUUUCGGAAUGAUGAUCAAGUUACUGUUAAUAUGUGGUUAACCGCUCUAACAUCUGCAAACAAGAUGAUAUCUGAGGUUAGCGGGACAUCGAUUGGUGAUCGAACCAUGUUGGAUGCUUUGAUACCUGCGGAAAAUAAAUUAAGAGACGCAUUAAGUUCAGGUUUAAAUCCUAUCAGUGCAUUCGGGGAAGCUGUCAAAGCUGCCGAAACUUUCGCUAUGCAAACUGUACAUAUGUCAGGAUCUCUCUCUAUUGAUUUUACAAAUAAUUGCAAGACAUUCAAAUAUCCACAUCCUGGAGCACAUGCCGUAGGCAUAUGGAUGAGAGCUGCUUAUGAAGGUGAUGGACAAGAUGAAUGCGAGGGCUGUCAAAGUAUUGGGAAUGUUAAAUAUUUAAGUAACGAGCAUGAAACAAGAACAUCUUUUUUGUCUGCUCAGCAAUCAUUAAUGCAAGAUAUAGGAAACCUGCUAAAGCAUGCUUGCAUCAGGAGUCUAAGUUGUGAAGUGCAUCCUGGUAAAGAAGGUGUUUGCUACUUUGGAGAUGAGUACAGGGGGCAUGUUUUAAGUCAUACUUUUACAUUGAAAGAUGCCCAGGCAAGAGGAUUUAGAAGAUGGUGCAGUUUUAUUGUUUUUAUGAGAGAUAAACAAUUCUUGUUGAACAUGUGGCCAUUUUUGAUUGACAAUUUAAAAGAGGUAAUUAGAGAACUACAAGAUUUUGCAGAGAGAAGAUAUAAUGUAGAAGAAGCAGAAUGUCCGCAAAGAGCAAUGAGAUUGACGACAGCAAAUGGUGGAAUGGGCUGUCAUAGUACUUCUAUUAAACAAUCUAGAACACUUACCGAUAUAACAAAUGAAAAGCAUGUUUUUGUAAGAAUUCACAUGUGGUUAGUAUGGAUCCUCAGUGCUGGUGCGAGACAUUUUAUAGAAAUUUUCCCAAUAAGUUUAUUAGAUGAUGAACUUAAUUAUAAUUUUGAACAUCAAAUUGAAACUGAAGAAGGGUUUACUUUAUUGAACGCAAAAUUGCCAGUAAAUUUUAAUUUUAACUGGGAUGAUUCUGAACUUUUGCCGGAAUUUUCUGAAAUUGCGGAAAGGUCUACUGCUGUAAUUUUACGAAAAAUAAAACAAAUACUAGGGAAAGAUCACUUUAGACAAUUGCUGUAUUCCUGUUUAACUGGUGUUCAAGUCUUGGUGAGAGGUCCAAAGAUUCAGAGAUUGGAAUCUUUGUAUGGACUUAGCAGUCUUGUUCCAAGAGCGUGUCGACGGGUAAAAACACAAACAUUGGAAUACAUGGAUCCUGACACAUGUAACUUUAUCGGUGUAGAUACUUCAGUAGCAGUUCCCUUACCUUGUGCAACUGUAUGCAGAUUAGAUAUAAUACUUAAUGAACACAAAGUUGAGAAUGCAAAAUCUCAUAUAGUUAAGUGGACUGGUUCUUUACCAACAAAACUUCCGACCCUGCUAACAAAAAUUGAAAAAUCACUCGAUAAUGAAAAACUUGGAAACUCGGUUCUUAAAGCACACUUUGCGACUCUUCAGGAAGAAUGGGCCAAUAUUGCAAAAGUUGUUCAUGCAAUGCGUGGACGAGGCCAUCGUGGCGAUCUCUCUGGACUUAUGCUCAGUUUGGGUGCUGGACCUCAGGAUAAAAAGUUGCUGGACGCAUGGUCUAUGGGAUUACCAUCUAAUCCAGCAUAGUUUAUAAAAAUUAAUUUGUUUUUAUUGUACAUGUAUAUCGUUGAACGUAAUAUUUAUUAC